Homarus americanus (American lobster) is the source of this 579-nucleotide messenger RNA. RefSeq names its product splicing regulatory glutamine/lysine-rich protein 1-like. The record is from RefSeq and is a predicted model, not a curated record. Lineage: Eukaryota; Metazoa; Arthropoda; Malacostraca; Decapoda; Nephropidae. The transcript is spliced from 3 exons. The coding region runs from base 1 to 579 and encodes 192 amino acids.
AUGGAAGAAGGAUCUGGGAAGAAAUGGAAAAAGGACGGGAAGAUACGGAAGAAGGAUUCUGAGAAGAUACGAAGAAGUGGACCCUGGGGAAGAUACGGAAUAAGGAUCUGGGAAGACAUUGAAAGAAGGACGGGGAAGACGAGCAGGACCCCAGACACGAAUAAGGACUCUGGAGAAGACACGGAAGAAGGAUCCUGGGGAAGACAAGAAGGAUUCCUGGAGAAGACACGGAGGAAGGAUCUCUGGAGAAAUACACGGAAUAAGGAAUCGGAGAAGAUACGGAAGAAGGAUCUUGAGAAGACACGGAAGAAUGAUCUUGGGGAAGAUAUGAAGAAGGAUCUGGAGGAAGAAACGGAAAGAUCUCACGGAAGAAGGGAUCCUGGGGAACAUACGAAUAAGGAUUCUGGGGAAGACGUGAAGAAGGAUCCUGGGGAACACACGAAUAAGGAUCCUGAAAAGGACACGAAGAAGGAUUCCAAACACCUGAAUAAGGACUUGAAGACACGGAAGAAGGAUCCUUAUUUAUUACGGAAGACGGAUCAUGGGAAGACACGAAGAAGGAUCCCGGGACACGAAUGA